Molecule: messenger RNA, 14805 nt
Organism: Schistosoma haematobium
Lineage: Eukaryota; Metazoa; Platyhelminthes; Trematoda; Strigeidida; Schistosomatidae
Product: Oxysterol-binding protein 2, variant 2
Exons: 4
Coding region: 13241-13834 (197 amino acids)
Cellular component (GO): intracellular membrane-bounded organelle; cytosol; membrane
Molecular function (GO): sterol binding
Source: RefSeq, a predicted model, not a curated record
AUUGUUUUGUUUAACAAUACUCAUCAAAUAUGUACCAUCGUAUUUAGGAUUUAAGAUUCAUUAUUAUCUCUAGUGGUUUAUAAAAUAAUAGAUAAUAUUUGUAGAUUAUUAUACAAAUAUUGAAAAAGUGUUACUGCUUUCUGAGCUGUAUGGUUGUGUUGUGAAGCUGUUAUUAUCAUUCUGAACAAUGUCAUCAGCACAAAUUUCAUAGCGAAGUGAGCUAUUGGGAUUACUACACAGCUUAUUCUAUCAAAUUGUGUGGAAUUUGGUUGGUUGUUGUUGUGUAGAUUAGUCAAUUAGUGUCAGUUGUUUCGUCGACCAAUUUGAUAAUCAUUAUCAUAAUAUUGUUUAACCGGUUUUAAGCACUUGAUUUUCUACUACUGUUUGAUUUGUGUAAUGAAUUCCGAAGUAUUUUAUUUGGUUUAAGGAGGAUUGUAGUAAUAAUAUUGAUAGACUGCAUACAGCAAUUUUUGUUUAUAAACUUAUACUUCUCUUAGUAAUCGACUUUGAGUAUUCCACAUAUUCCUUAUAUAUCUAUCUUUUCUUGUGUACAUCUCACUAAACUAAUUUUGUUCUUUGAGACACUUUAGUUUCACAAUAAUCCCUUUUUUGCUUGAUUCUCUCAUCAGGACAUUUGUUCAUUUAUCUUUUAUUAAGGUUAGUCAUCAUCCACCUGGUUGCAGUCAGUAUUGUGAAUCAUUACGACAUAAAUGGAAAGUUUGGCAAGAUUAUUUUUUGUCAACAAAAUUUCGUGGCAAAUAUUUAUCCAUCAGUCCUAAAGGUAAUUUUUCACAUCUCUAUAUUUUCUUGUUCAUUUUUGAGACUGAUAAGCUCAUUGAUAAUUGUUCAUCAACAUAAUGAUUUCCUACAGUUAUUCUCUAUUCAUAAGACUUGAAUAAUACACAGUUUUUGGAAUAUCAAUUUCUAAUGGUUUGUUUCAUGUUGUUAACUGCCCCCAAAUGCCCUGGUACGGCCGAGAGUGGGGAGGGUCCGCUUUUCCUCUCGAAGUGCUCUCACAUGGACACACCUAUAAAGCCUCUGCCAGGGAAGUCCUACUCACUGCCUUCUCGUGGCGGGGCUGUUGUUUACGAAAUUGAGAGGACGAAAAGCGAAUGUCCGGAGCUUUAACCGGGUUAGUGGACAUAGGCUCCAGGGUUCUUAGGGAACAAAUGGCGUAUGAACCAAUUUUUGGUCACCGGCUUCUAUGGGACUGCAUUUCCUUACGAUGCUCCUCCACUGCCUUGUGAAUCAGACCUUCAGGUCGAAGGUUCUGGGUGCGGCCCCUUACGAAAACCACCUACCUUGAUUUGGUCACCCGAGCAGUAUCACGAUCCUCACACAAAUCAAAUGAGAUUUUUGUGGCGCAUAUGUAUUGGUGUCUCUUUGUACCAAUAUAUAUGUGUUCAAAUAAAUUAAUAUUUGUUGUCAACUGUCAGUUUUAACUAUUUCAGAGAUCAUAUUUAAAAACUGUUCAGUUUCUUUCAUUGAUAGCUUUUAUGGUCAACAGUCACAGACCUCCUGGAUCCAUGUUGUAUAUUUAGUGUUUACAAGCUGGACAAAAAACAUUCCAGCUUUAAAUUUUCAGAUUGUACUAGGCCUACUUGGAAUAAACGGUACGUCUUACACAGCGUGUUUAGAAAAAAUGCCUUACUCAAAAACUUUGGCUUGAUCAUUUGGAGAUCUAUAUUAACAAGAAUGGUUGGUUGAUUUAUGUUUGUAUAAAAAGUACGAAUAUUAUUUUCAGAAUGAUAUUAGUAAUGAUAGUUGGUACCUGAUAUUAACACAUGAUUGAAUAUACGAGUCUUUAUAUUUGUUACUUGUCGACCGUUUUUUAGUCAUUGCAAGUUUUUCACCAUUAAUCGUUGAAUGAAUAUUAAAUAUCCUUUCUUCCUCCGUAAACAUUCACAGAUAAAAAGUGAUUCUUACUAGGCAUUUAGUAUUUCUUCAAUAACUUCAUUGUUUCCUUUUUUCAUCCCACGUAUUUGAUUUUUCUGCAUUCUUCGCUUUUCGGAUGUUAACAAUCUAAACUCACAACAAACACCCAUAACGUAUGUAGAGGGAACAGGUAAAGAAAAAAUAGCACAUACUAGUUUUUUUCUCGUCACUUUUUCCUCUCUUGUUGUUAUUAUGUAUUUUUGGUGUGUGCACUUUCAAUCUGUUUGUAUAGUUGCUCAUGCACUGUAUAUUUUGUGUUCUGUUCAUUUGCAAACAUUUUUUACUCGCUAAUACUUUUAAGACUCAAUUAUAUUGAUUAAGUGCUCUUCAGACAUAGAUAAGACUGGUCAAACUCUCAACUGAGAUUGUUUUUUUCCGGCGGUAGUGAUGGCGUUCCUAGACCUCAACUAGGACGAGACAGUAAAUCUUGGUUUACUAGAAAGUAAGCGAUUUACAAACCUGAUAUCCUUCAAUCGUUUAUAACAUUUUAUUACGUUAUUUUUUGUUAAUAAUUUAUGUAUAAACAUGUUACUUAGUUAGAUAUUAAAUUUCUAUUUUUCUGACUAGUAUUCUUGUUUUCGAUCUAAGUUUAUUUACGAGGUUUGUGUCAAUAUUCAGUCUCAUAAGCAGCCAUUACUCAAUCACCUUGUAUUAUUACACCAUGUUAUCUACCGGUAUGCGUUAUUCUUCAAAUCAUAGUUCAUAACAUAGAGUUUACCCCGAGAGCGAUACGACUGAAUACGUCUAAUUUCAAGGAGCGCAAGAUCAUUCAGUAAUCCCAGUUUUUAAGUCAAAAUCCUACUACUCUGUAAAUGUGUUUAGCUACGAUUAAUUACUUAAUCGAUAACGCUAGCUUUUAGACUGAUGAUUUAAAAUAUUAGGAAGAAGUUACUUUGACAUGUAUCACACUUCUUUAUGAUCUGGGAAAUCUUGUUACUUUUCGAAACACGUUCCUUACUCUAUAAGAAUAGUUAUUCCCUAAAUAUCUCGAAUAAGCCUAAACGAAUGUCAGUUCUGUCUUCAUGUUAUGCUUCAAGUAAUCAACUAAUUGCAUACUUUCAACCAAUGUUCCAGAUUUCCAUUAUCUAACUACCAUGAUUUUACUUAGUUUUUCUCAUUUAGUCAUAUUCAUGAUUUAUCUGGCUCUCAAAAAUAUGGACAGAAUUCUCAUCCCUAAUUUCAGAAAGUUUAUUACUUAUUACUUAAAGUUUAAUCAGUUCCAUUCAUUUUUUCCGUAUUUUUAUACAACCUCUUUGUUGUUUCUGAUGCGGAAUCAAAUCAUCGUUUACUUAACAUCUGUCUCCCCCUCAUAUUAGUUCAUUUUUUACACGCGCGGUUAUCUCUAAUGCCAGUAUCUUUCAAGUAUUUAGACCGUUUAUUAAAACUUGUUUUUGGACCUCACUUGUACAUACCCUUUUCUUUUCAAUAAUGACUAUCAGACUAUUUUUUUAUAUGCAUAGAAUUAUAAAAUGUCACUACUGAUAUGUAAAAUAUGGUAAACAUCUGCCACUUUCAGCCAACAAAUUCCCAUUCUCAAUAGAUUUAUUAUAUAGCAGACCAAUAUUGACUAUAAUAUAAACAUGGAAAUCAGAGUGAACACGCACAAACACACGCAGCACUGGAUAGCGAAUCAGACUGUUCUACACAGAUAAUUCUUUAUUCCAUGUGUUUGAUUAAAUUGUUUAUUCAUGCUGUAUAUUUUAUAACUUCUAAAAUACUUUGAUUUAUUUUUGUGUAAGUUGUGGUAACUGAAUAUACUUUUUUCCUCAUUGGACAUUUUUGUGCAACUGGUUAAUAUUCAGUCUUAUCCACAUUUCGAUAGUUCAGCAUUUUUUACUUUGUAUUUUUGUAUUCUACGUUCUGACUUAUUCCCUUAAAGUUCCCAUUCAUAAUAUGUCAGAAUAAACUCUCUCCUGCAUUCACAACUACUAUCUUUUUGAAUGUAAAGAAAGCAACCUCAGCGUAUUUUGUCAGUUAUAUCAUGAGUACAAGUUGCUUUGCUAUGAAACAUCAUCUAUCCAUCCAGUUAUUUGAACUACUUUGAAAAUAUUUCCUAAAUCAGUGCUCCUUUCAGCUAAUUUAAAUAUUUCCGUUUUUUAGUGACUGUUUUUCUUCGUUUAAAUCACAAAAUAAUUUUAUCUAGACUACCAAUAAUAAGCUGGAAGCAUUGGCUGGCCUCAGUAAUGCGCAUCCACGACCUCGCAAAGAGGAAUCAAACCCAGGACCUUCGGUCUAGUAUACUUUCGCUUAACCUCCAGACCACUGAACCGGGUUCGUAUGUUUAAUUGUAUUUCUGUCAAAUAUAGGGUAUCCCGAAAUACUUCGAUUUUUUGACUAAACUUCGUAGGCAUUGAUUUAAAAAUAUAUCUACGUUGUGCAUGUAUAUUUGAUUUUAAUUGUUAAAUAUUUGUUUUGCUCAUGUGUAUAUUUUCAAUGAUAUGUAUUACAGUUAUUAAAAUGUGAUCUCAUUCAUUUGUUCCUUUUAUCGGAAAGAAAAUAAUUUACUUAAGAUCGAUUUCACGCUUAAUUUUAUUUUCCAGUUUCACUUAACCUGGUUAUCAUUUGACUAAAGCUUGAGAAAAAUCUAGUAUUUACUCAGUUUAUUAUUUUAAACGUAGGCCAGGAAUGUUGCUGUAGUCUACAUAACAUGCUUAUCUGUCGUGGCUAAUCCUCAACAUGACAAUAAAUAACCGCAAAGAUACCUGUGUAAUUUUAACUAAAUGUAAUGUCCUUCAAACUCGAUCAAUAUUUUCGAUGACUUUUACCCUGUUGCUAGUGUCUAGCAUAGUAGGUGCUUUAUGCUCAACGAUUUUCUUCAUUGUCCAUGUUCUCUAUGCCUAGUGUUUACUGUCCCUGAUACUACUACUUUGGUAUUCCUCUUGAUAAUUCCGUCUUGCUGUGCACCGAUACACAUGUGUGCUAGGUUCCAUAUUGCUUGUGAUAGACUGACUGAUUUUAGUUUUGGCAGCUGGGUAGUAUCAACAAAUUGUAUCAGUCUAAUAUUAGAAACACUAUAUAUUUAUUUGAAUUUCGAUCGGGGAAAUGGCACCAAUAUAAACGGUUAAUUAUUUUCUAAAUAUAUCGGUCUCUAAUUGUUGUUUCAUUGUUUACAAGAAGAACACUAAAUUCCAUCAAAAUCAUCCACCUGAGCUAUAAAUCUUCACCACCAAAUUCAUAGAAGUAGUUACUUCAAUGGUAGUAAUAUAUAAAAGAACGAUUUUGUAUAAGGAUAUAGUACAGGAAGAAACAAUUAGAAGGGAGGGUAUAAAGUAUUUUUAAUCUCACAAUUUAAGGGAAGUUAAAGAGUGUAUACGCAUACGCCAUUAUGAUCGAUUCUGAGCCAUGUCACCCAGAGUCUUCAACCAUUGGUUACGAUAGUCGCGCGGACCUCAAUCAAGUAGUUUGCAUCUAUCAACAUGGCUCAGACCAGAAGACCUCAUCAACUGAUUUAGCAUUAAUCCCUAAUACCCUCUGUCUAAUCUCACUAUUACUUACUCGGUGAUCCCAGCAGAUGCGAUCAAUAUUUCUAGGAUAUCCGUGAUCAAAUACUAGUAAAUUACGAAUAUAUAUAUAUAUAUAUAUAUAUAUAUAUAGUGUGUAUGGGAUAGAAGAACUAGGUCAUCUGCAAAGUCCAAAUCAUCUAGUUGCAUCCAACCUGUCCAUUGUAUUCCGUGUUUUCCCUCAGAUGUCGAGGUCUUCAUAAUCCAGUCGAGCACCAGAAGAAAGAGGAAGGGGAAGAGUAAGCAGCUUUAUCUGACUCCGGUCUUUACUCUUAAUGUGUCUGUCAGCUGUCCUCCAUGCACGACUUUGCAGUGUAGUCCGUCGUAUGACUUCCGUAUGAUGUUGACAAUCUUCUCAGGUUCUUCAUAGUGCCGGGGAAAUUUUCAUAGGGUCCUCCUAUACACGCUGUCGAAUACUUUCUCAUAGUCAAGGAUGAUGACGUAUACUGACGAGUUCCAUUCAAUUGAUUGUCCAUCGAUGAUACGUAGUCUUGCGAUCUGGUUUGCAUACUACCGAUCCUUUCGGAAUACGGUCUGUCAAUCUCAAAGUUGGACAUCCACCAAACCGUUUGUUCGACUCAGCAUUACUCUAUUGAAAACCUUUCUUGUUGAAAGCUAUCUAGAAUUAGAUGAGUUUGCCAGUAUCUCGGAAGUAGGCUAUAUUUAAUUUUUGUAGUUCUGUUUCCCUAGUUGUCGACUGGCUCUAGCUUCAGUCUCAUCUUGGCAACCGUCAGGUAGUGAUCUGAAGCAUUUCAGCUCCUCUUCCGGUUCUUACAUCUUUCAUUGACCUUCUGAAUCUUUUGCUGACGCAAAUAUGAUUUAUAUGGUUCUCUGUAGUAUAAUCCGUUGAGAUCCAUGUAGCUUUGUGUAUGCGAUAAUGCGGGAAUAUCGUGCUUCCUAUAACCAUUUUGCUGAAUGCACAUAAGUUUUCAAAUCUCUCCUUAUCCACGUUCUUUUCUACCAGUCCAUGUUAUCCCAUGAUUUCUUCGUACUCGGUGUUGUCCAUUCCUACCUUGAUGUUCAGGUAUCCCAUCAGGACGUUCAGGUUCUUUCCUUGGCACUUCCAUACGAUCUAUUGCAGCCGCUUAUCUUUUUUAUUGCUAUCAUCGGUGAGUGCACAUAACUGGAUAAUAUUCAUUGUGUUCCCCUCCCUUGUUUUGAAGGACGCUUUGAUGGUUCUGUAUCGAUGAGACUCUCAUCCUAUAAGUGCACGUUGUGCUUCUUUGGACAGUAUCAGAGCAACUUUCUGAGUGUACGAAGCAGUUUCUUCGUGACUAGAGUACAGAAGCUUCUCUUCCGAAUUCAUUAUUUUCUGUCGACUUUGGUUCUUAUGGGUUUCUCUUAUUCAUACAACCUCCAAGUUGUAUCUGCCGAUUUCCAUUGCUAUUUAAUUAGUCCUACUAGUCUCCUACAUUGCCUAGAUAUCCCAUGUAUCUAUAUUGAUUUUUGUCAUAGUUGUCAGAAGGGACAUCGGCCUCGUGAAUUCCGAAGGAUCUUGGGUUUCAAAAUGAGGCGUUAUGAUUUUUCUGAAUGAGUAUCCUUCAACUCGAAGAGCAUAGUUUAAAUUGUGUAAUCUGCUUAGCGUUUUUUUAGCAAGCUCGUUUUGUACGGGAUGGUGUUGAUGACCCAAUGUUCAACCCUCCUUAUUUACUCGGAUGUGGGACCUGCAGUGACCCUAGAAGAACUACAGGCGUUGUCAUAUCAUAAAAUUGUUUAAUAUCGUACAUUUUUGUCUGUUAUUUUAACGACUUUUCUUAUCUAUCACGCUUUCUGCUAUAUAGUAGUGUUGUCCACUUAGUGAUUUUGCUGUUGAGUGGGACUUCUACUGGUUCAUAUUGUCCCGUCCAAAGAAAUAAAUUCUGUGUUUUCUUUUAGUUAUCUCGACACAGUAGGUUUGGAAUAUCUUCUAUUAUAGAUUAUAUGGGACUGUUGUGUUUUAAUUAGAAUAAUUCAGUAAAAUAAAAAGUGAAUAUGAAAUAUAUGUUAGAAUAAUGGAUGGUUAAAGUUAUUCAACAAGAAACCAGCGUACCAUCAAAUGGUGACGGAACUGUCUGUAACACUAUGUAACGGCGGUUAAAAUCUUACAUGAGGCAUUAGAUUCCUCAAUAUGCGCCUUUGUUCACGACUACCAAUUAAGAUGAACCCGAGUCUUAGUGCUUCCUGUCCACUGAUUCUUACCAAACAGUAUCAAAACAUAUUGCACAAGCCACUUAAAGUAUUAGAUACAUCUCAACUUGAUCGAUAGAAUUCGAUUACUACUAAGAGCCAAACAAGAAUGAUAACGGUAAUUAUUCAUUAAUCAGUCUGUAAGCUCGUUUAUGGGUUUUAUAUCAUAGAACUUAAAAAUGGUAGCGAGAAUACUUCUAUCUUUUCCAUACUUUUCGUGAAGAAACUACCAGCGAUACGCAAAUCUCUAACUGUUUAUUUUAUUAAAAUGUAUAUCGUUUCUUUUCCUUUGUUAAACGAUAAAGAUUUGAGUGGCUGUCGAAGUGUAGUACAACUGUGUCAUAGCUUAUAGUUUAUAUUUUGUUAUAAAUGCUUGGCCGAUUUUUAUUUUUAUUGAUUGAUUUUUUGGUUUGAUGCAUAGGUAGCUGUAUAGCAAUAUGAUUGACUGACCUUUGAAUCUGUAAAUAUUUUAUUUAAUAUUAUAUAUUGCAUUGAAUAAAGUACAUUAAGUUGACUAUUAUUAUUACUGUUUAGUUUAUAGACCAACAUCUCAGCAAAUUCACUUAGUUGCAACUUCAUUUACUUUUACGUGUAAUUUAAUGUGGUAAGCCGAAUUGUACACUUAGAUCUCUCACAGUAGAUAAGCCGAUUGUACCGUUUUACGCGUCAUCGCAUGAUGUAUAUUUUUACAUAAAUAGUGUACUUUUAGAUUGUUAGAGGUAGUUGAGAGGAAACUCUGAUCCUAGGUUUCAUAUUUUGUAACACUCAUUAACAAUGUGUACCUGAUGGAUCGAUGACGUGCCAUGUAGCUUCACAGUCUGAAAUGUUACUAAUGAGUUAAUCGGUUGGUGACUGACCUCCUGUUAGACUGAAAUACUUUUAAUCACUUGGUCACUUCCCAAUAAUUAAUUGACUGUGUAAUGCACUAUGUGCAUAACCUCCUCCUCUUUCAGUAGAUACUGCCAUGCCACUAUGUGAUAUUGUGCUGUGUGCUACUGAUGUCGACAGAUAUAAGUAGUAUAUAUCAUCAAUCGAAAGUUAGAUGCAUGGCGGCAGACGGUUAAGAAGAUCGAAGAAAAGAGAACAAGUACAGAAUGAUUGGUGUGCAAUCGGAGGAACAAUCAAGUCUAAGACGAUUGAUCGACAUUUUGCAAAUGAAGUAUUUACCGUAUAGUUCUCAGAUUUUGCUAAGAUGUUCCAUAAUUUUGUAGUCAAAUGCAUCCGAUUGUCCCCACUUGUGUUCUCGUUCACUACAUUUGGUAUCGCUGCCAACCAGGAGAUGUGGAAGGGUGCUGUUCAGCGGACGCCGUUGUGGACCAGGAGCUGAGGUGCCAGUUAGGGCGGUCUGGUGCAUAGAGGUUUUUUUUAUUUAUUUUUAUUUAAACACAUAAACAUUUGUACAAGGAGUUGCCAAACAAAUAUGCACCACACAAAUCAUUCGAUUUGUGUGAGGGCUGGGAUACUACCCGGAUGCUGUUGAAGUGCUGGUGCUUGGCGGACAUCGGAUGUAGAUGGCUCAGAAAGUCGCUGGAGCGCAGGUGUUGAACGUCCCAUGUGCUGAGUGUACGUCGAAUUUCGAUUGUCCGGCGGGUCGACGUAUCUAUGCAGGUCAACGCGCCACAGACUCGAAAUUUUGAUGGGGAGCGUGACAUAGACUGCAGAAAAGAAUAAAGUAACACGGCGAGCAGAACCACCGCAAGAACGACUGCUUUGAAGGGAGACGAGUGUGUUGUGUGCUACUGAUGUCGAUAGAUAUAAGUAGUAUGUAUCAUCGUUAGGUUCGUCAAUAUUCUUCAGUAAGUAGUUACUUUGUCUGUUUGUUGGGCCGGUCAUUUCGUGCUAGAGUUUGUAACUACUGGUUAUGACCAAAAUUCACUAUUUCAAAAUCAUAUAUUUCAACACUCAACUAUUAUAAAAUUUGACAUUAUGUAUUUUAAUGUUUAUUUAAACCUUAUAAUGUUUUUAGUUCAUCCUUGGCUAAGAAAAUAUGAGAAACGUUGAGAAAAUUGAUCACCUCUUCUCUUUAACAACUAAAACUUAUUGUAUUACUGGUUUUGCUAUUUGCAUAUGGUUUAUUUUUUAACCAUACAAAUGUAUUGAUUCUUCUUUUUAUAUUUUCCAAUAUCAAUUCAUUUGUUGGCGUGUUUAUUUGUUUUCCUCCACUGUUUGUUAGUUUAUUUCAAGUUUUGUUCUAUUUUAAAUGAACUCUAUUUGUGUAUGUAUUUUUUUAUGGACUUUUGUGAAUUGUCAUUCACCUUGGUUUCCAUUAAUGCUUGUUCAUUUAUUGUAUUUAAGUAUUUCUGUAUAAGAAAUUAAUUAGCUAUAAAUAUUUUUCGGAACAAUUACUAUGUUGUUUCACGAAUAUAUUGAGCUUUGUGAUGAUAUUAAUUUAUUACUAAACGAUAUUUGUAGUGAUUGUCGAAUCGCUUAGUUUACAUCAUUGGCUGACCUUAGAGAAUGAUUAUAAACCAGGAAUCAUGGAAUAUCUGUUUCAUAUUAGUAUGAGACUUUUCAGCAAUGCACAUUCACGAUCAUAUUAAGGAUCAAACCAAAAAAAUUCAGAUCUCAUGACGAGUGAUUAACUGUUAGACUAUUGAGAGGCAGGAUCCAGUGGUUUAAAUUUCCAAGUCCCGUUAAUUCGUAAUAUUGCAUAGCCAUCUUUCAGUUCUGUUGAUAGGUAUUUAGCUGCCUCAUCUGACUUAACUGAACUUCACUAUGUUUUGUCAUUAGAUCUCUUAUAAUUACUUUUCAGAAGUGGUCACUACAUGGUUAAUAAUUUCAUUGUUUCUGUCAGAUUUUUUCUCUACUAACAAUGUAACUGACAUGUUUUUAUCAUAAACUUAUUUGUAUCGUUUCUUGUACAUAAAAUUGAAUUUCUGAUAAUAUUGAACUAUUUAGCUGUGUUUUAAUUUCUAGCUGGUCACAUUCUCUAGUAGUAUUAGAAUAAAUUGUUUUUAACCAGCACUUUUGAAACUUGACAUUAUCUGUCUAUUAAAUUAAUUAUUGUCAUAAAAGAGUAUGUCAUUUAUUUUAUUCACAUUAUUUUAUUUUACUUAAAUUGUUUAUGAGUAAUUUGUUUCUACAAAUAUGUAAUAUUAUUCAUUAUUCAUGUGAUUAGGCCGUUAUGUAUUCUUGUGAGAUUGAAUCAAUAAAUAUACGUCCAGUUUGAUAUGAAUAAACUAACAUACCUUAGGUAGAAUUGUUUUCAUAGCAAACAGAAAAAACAACAACAACCUCUUAUACAUCUUUAUGUGGAAUGUUUACUUUUUCAGAUUCAUGUGAUGAUUUAUUUUAUGUUGAUUUACAUUAGUAUGCAUUUUCAUAGAAUUUACUUUUUAUUUCUGUUUUUAAUGCACUUUCAAUUACGAUUUUAUAAAAUAAUUUUUUGAAUGAUUGAAUUUCUUCAACUUGGUUCACUAAUUUUUCUCACUAAUAGAGCAUUCAGUUCAAAGUUUAGGGGUCUGGUAUUCGUAGACUUUAUAAUUUUUUUUAAAUAACUUAUGAAUGCAAAGUACAAAAACUUUAAAUUCAAGCUUUGAGUAUCAUAAAUUGUAUGUAAAUUUUAUGAAAAACGUGAAAAAACACCCAAGCCCCUAAAUGCCAUGGUAUGGUCGAGAGUGGAGUGGGCCCGCCCUCCCUCUCGAAAUUUCUCACACGGACACGCGUAUACAGCCUCUGCCAGGGAAGUCCUGCUCACUGCCUUCUCGUGGCAGGGGUGUUGUUUACGAAAAUGAGAGGACGAAAAGCGAAUGUCCGGCGCUUUAACCGGAUCCCAAACCAAUGGUGCACAUGGGCUCCAGUAUCCUGCGGGAACGAAUGGCGUAUGAACCAAUCGUUGGUCACCGGCUACCAUGGGACUGCAUCUCCUUACGAUGCUCCACUGCCUCGUGGGCUCGGGGAGUGGCUCCCUAAGAUAACCACCUGGUUCGGUCUGUCACCCAGGCAGUAUCACAGCCCUCACACAUAUCAAAUGAGAUCUGUGUGGCGCAUAUGUAUUUGGUGCUUCCUUGUACCAAUAUUUAUUUUCAAAUAACAAAAAAGGAAACAGAAAACUGAGUCUUUUUAUUGGAUUCGAUGUUAAAUAGCGAAAUUGUGAAAGAAACCCAACAUAACACAUUCUAUAUUAUUAUUGUAGGUCUGUUAAAGCAUAAUAAUCUAGCGAAACAGUAUAAUUAUUAAAUCACUGUUCCAACUUUAGUGUAUAUGUUGUAACUAUCCUAACUUUAUUCACUUGGCACAUCCAAUAAAAUUAAUGUAGAAGAUAUUUAGAGUGUUUUAAUGGGGAAUUUAAUGACUUCUCUAUCGGCUUGUUUGAUGGGAUGAUAUACUCUUUUUUUCAGCUAGUCAUGAACAGAAGGUUCAGGAUUUUCCAAUACGUUACAGCUCAGGGUGACACGAUAUUGAUCGAUAAGUAAUGCGUACUGAUACCCUAUAAAUUUACUGGUACAUUCUCACGAAACCAGAUUACUAUGCGAGCCUUUAGUAACCUGAAUUUGAAAGACAUCACAGUAUAUCAUGAGUACAGGGUUUUUCUAACAAAAUUUAUGCAGAAUAUUGAACCCAAAAGUGUACAUGAUUAAGAGUCAUUUAAAACAGGGAUUUGUAGAAAACAUGUUUUUAAAAUCAUUUAGACGUCAUUGACAUUACUACCUAACUGCUAUUGAUAAUUCUUACUUGUCAUAUAACCUCUAAUGGUUUUCAUUUCAAUAUGUUUUGUUUAACAUUAGUCUUGUAUUUCCGUAAAAUAACUGAUCAUUUUAUGUAGGUGCUCAUGCAUUUCACGUACAAGCAAAGAUGGAUGGUGGUCAGUAGUGCAAUCCGUGAUGCUCGUUUCUCCCUAUUUGGGACUCGUCAACUGGAUAUACCUGCAUCCCAGAGUUGAUGUCCAUUCCGAGACUCGAACCCAGUACCAUUCGCUCCAAACACCAUCGCGUUAUUCACUUAAUUACUGAGUUCUGAUAGCUACUAGCUUGUGCAAUGGGGUGAAGGUUAAAUUCAUUUCGUAUUGUUUGUUUGAUACUUCACAUUGAUGUUUUGAACUACAAUUGAUCAGUCAGUUAUUGGCAUAUGUACAUCCUGUGCGGAUUGCCUCGAUACUGCCUUAAAUCCUGGAUUCCACUGCUAGCCACCAUCCAUCUUUGCUCAUAAUGCUUGUGACUUAAGUCAAUAUCGAGGCAACCCUCACAGGAUGUACAUAUAUUAAUAAGAGUCUGGUCAAUUGCAGUCCUAAACAUCAAUGAGAAGAUUCAAACAAACAAUACAAAAAGAAUUAAAGUAUUUCAGUUACGUUUUUUUAAUUGAACAUAGAUCAGACGAUUCUUCUUUUUAUCCUGUCUGCCACCUCAUAUUUAAAAAUAAAUGAUAUUAUUUGGUUGUUUGAUGAGUACAGGUAGUUGAAGUUAUUUGAUAACCAUAUCUUCGUAAGUCAACAUUAUCUGAAUGUGUAUUCCUAGUUCAGUUGUUGUAAUUCAAUAACUGAAAUGUUCUUACCUAUUACUAUCGAACUCAUCCGUUAAAAUUCCUUUUCUCACUUGUUAUUUUAUUUAUUCAAAGUGUCUAAAACUCACUUCAGACAAAUUACGUAACAUCUACUCUUUUUCCUUCACUUAGUUCUCCAUUUCCUUACGUUUUCUUACUCCAUGUUAAUUUGUCAUUUAGGUACCAUUAAUCUACAGUUCGCUGACGGAUCACAUUAUACUUGGACAAAAGUAACAACAGUUGUUCAUAAUUUAAUUGUUGGUACGAUAUGGAUUGAUAAUUAUGGUGAUGUAACCAUAGAAAAUCAUAAAACUGGUUAUUCAUGUAGCCUGCAGUUUAUCGCUCAUUCUUAUUUUAAUAGAGGACAGUCAAGACGAGUCACAGGUUUUGUGAAAAAUUCAACUGGUGUACCAGUUGCUGUAAUUGAAGGAACGUGGGAUAAUUAUUUAGAAUAUCAACGUUUAUCAAUCGAUAAAAUACCUGUCGGUGAGCCAAUAUUAAUAUGGAAAACUGAUCCAUUACCUUCUAAUGCUUCUGAUAUGUAUCACUUUUCUCGAUUUGCUAUUGAAUUAAAUGAAAUGGAAGAUGGUGUUGCACCGACUGACUCAAGACGUAGACCUGAUCAACGUCUUAUGGAACAAGGAUUAUGGGAUCAAGCAAAUGAAGAAAAAAGGCGUCUUGAAGCGAAACAAAGAAAUAAACGACAUGCAUGGGAGAAAGCAGUUAGAGAAGGUAUUAUUCUGAUGUUGUUUUAAGGCAGAUUUGUAUCAUUUGUUAUUUGCUACAUCAUUUACCAAACCAAACUUGAUCGUCAAGUCACGAAUUCUAACUUUUCUACGUCUGGGACUAAUGAAACAAGGAUAGGUACUUACAUGUUUAAACCAUCAGGUAACAACAUAUAACAUAUGAAAAAUAUCACAAUAAGAUAAUUUAGCAACAUGUCAACUGAUUUCUAAAUGGUAUAAAAUACAAUAUUGAUGGUAAACAGUUCAAUUUAUAAGGAUACACUUCAUUGUUGUAAAUUGGCUUUUUAUCAACAGUCUCUUUAGCACAUGUUUAAUCCUAUAUUACAAUGGAAUUUUCACAUUUACGUGUUUUAUUCCAUUUUCUAGUCUUCUAUCAGUUAACAGUUUAAUGAAUUAGCUAUCUAUCAAUAGUAUUUUGUUCAAAGAACAUGUUUAUGACGGAUCAGUUAUUUAGUUUACUUUACCGCACAGUUUUCUGAUCACUAAUGCAGUAAUAUACUUAAAAAGCAAUCUUAUGUUUUUACUUCAUAACUUGUAAACUGAUUCUAUUUCACUAGUUGCCUGAUUUUUAGAUCUCACACAUAUCAAAUGAGAUUUGUGUGGCGCAUAUGUAUUUGGUGCCUCCUUGUACCAAUAUCUAUGUGUUAAAAUUAAAAUGAAUAAAUAAAUUUUUAGAUAUCACUAAGCGUUAGUAUUUGGACUUUUAGUAACACUGCCUAUUAAUUGUCUUAUAGGUCCGGAAAGAUUUACUUCUUUGAAGAUUCAUCUGUAGUGGGAAAAGUAGAAAAUCUUUCCAUAUUUGUUGUUCGGGCAUGAAAUUAUAUUGUUUAGGAAUUAGGAUAGUGUGGAUUUAAUGUGACUGACUGACGUUUGAUUGAGGAAAAAUUAUUUAUUCGGUUUUUGUAUAAAGAUAAUCGAAUUUCAGGAAUAUAGGUAUUCAACUAUUUUAUCUGUCAUGGAGUCACUUUAGUGUAUGGUUU